GUACUGCAAAACCUCGGAGAGCAACGUCUCUAAUUCACAUACCAGGAUUUGUCCAAGGAAGAGAACAUAUAUCUGAACCACAAGGCCACGGGGGUAACGAAGGCCUGUCUCACUAUGAAGUUAUCUCUUGCUCUGGUCUUUGCAUUCGUUCUCCCGCUCAUUAGGGCUCAGGUGCCCCACUGGGGACCAUGUCCAGAACCGGCCGUUCAACCUGAGUUCAACCUCAAACAGUUUAUGGGGAGAUGGUUUGAAAUUGCCAAACUGCCGGCCCAGUUUGAGAAGGGCCGAUGCAUUGAAACCAAUUUCACUAUGAGGACAGACAACUCCAUCCGAGUGGUCAGCUCUGAAAUACUAAAAGGAGAGCUGAGGAAAAUUGAAGGAACUGGAGUCAUAGAGGAUAUGAAGAAUCCAGCCAAGCUGGGAAUAAGUUAUUCCUAUGUCCUGCCCUACUCCCCUUACUGGAUCCUGUCCACUGACUACGUGAACUCAGCCCUGGUGUAUUCCUGCACGGACAUCCUGAGGCUCUUCCACGUUGACUUUGCCUGGAUCCUGGGCCGAACACGAACCCUGCCGGACUCCACUGUCGAGAAAGCCAAGGAGAUCUUUGCCACCAACAACAUCGACGUGACCAGGAUGAUUGCCAGCAGGCAGCAGGGCUGUGACAAAACUCUCUGAGCAGCAAUGGAAAUGCAACACAAGAUGGCACUGUUGGUGAUAAGGAGGGAGAAGAUGAGUCCAUCUUCGACUAAUAUUUUAUGGUGAUUGUUACCACGAGGGUAGACUCAACUCUGUUGCUCAGUUUGUGUAUAUGUAGAACAGAGUUUUUCAUUCUUUUUAAGACAAUAAAAACAUUUACAAAACAAAAUAACUGCAUUCAUAUACUGUGCAUUAUAGUAAGUAGUUUAUAAAAGCAUAAAUGAAUACUAAAUCAUAGUUUACCCACCUUUUUAUUUAACACAUCAUCACUGGUUGUGAUGUUACAAUAAGUAAGAGUAAUGUUCUGCAGUGAAGCUGUUCAUUUUGUCAUCAUGAAAAAAUAUGUUAUUUCAUUUGUAAUAUAAAGUGGGAAUAAAUGGUAUUGAGUCAA
This is a messenger RNA of Seriola dumerili (greater amberjack), 1087 nucleotides long. RefSeq names its product apolipoprotein D-like (gene apoda.1). NCBI's taxonomy places the organism in Eukaryota, Metazoa, Chordata, Actinopteri, Carangiformes, Carangidae. Bases 115 to 675 code for a protein of 186 amino acids. The record is from RefSeq and is a predicted model, not a curated record. The transcript has 5 exons. Gene Ontology annotation, biological process: brain development; tissue regeneration; lipid transport. Gene Ontology annotation, molecular function: lipid binding.